AUGUCGUCGAAAGACGGCGACGCGAAAUCGGAAGCGGCGCCGAAGAAGGCGAAAAGCGCGAAGGCGAGCACAAGCGCACAGAAUAAUGGGAAUCUCGAGGAUUGCUUCACGAAUGUGUUCUCGUUGAUGGAAAUCAAUGGAUUGAAAUGGAAAUGCUAUCGGACGCCGAGGAACGUGGCGCGCGGAAUUCCAUUGACAAGCGAUCCAAUUUUGAGAGCUUAUAGUAGACUUCUAGAGAAAGGUGUUAUGACGGCUUGGCGUCGAACACAGACGCUGAACGCUUGCACUUCCAACGAUCCGCUCUCGCUUCCCCAUUUCUCCCAUGAUCAGCCCAAAGAGCUUUGGGUGUUCUGGUAUGACGAUGACCCGGAAUUUCUUGAAUCGUAUUGUCGGGAUCUCGAUGUCGAUGAGGAGCUUUGCUCGAGCGCCUCAACUGGCACCACGAUAAGCUAUGAGGUUCGAAUUCUGCUGUUCAAAGCGAUUCACGUCGUCAUUGAGAGAUGCUUGAUGACCAAUGGGUACAUCAGAUUCGGGAGAUGGUUCACGAAGCCGCUGAAAGCUCGCGACAUCUGCAUGCAUUAUAUGUAUCCGAUGUAUACAUUGGCAUUCCGAUUCGAGUUCGUCGUCCAAGGCGGCAAUUCGAUAUGCAUCAACAUGUGCACUCAACGCCAACCGACGCUGAUUCAACUUCAUCGCCGCCAUUUGGACCACAAAUCGGUGCGGCGAUUCGCCGUCAUUCUUGGUCCGUACUCGAUGCGCGGCAAUCUUGUCCAAAAUCAAUUGCCGCUGCUCAGCGAGCCGAAAAUGCAGGCGAACAUCGAGCGCGAGUUCAAUGAUUGGAAACAGUACGGUGUGCUCGAUUGCAACGAGACGCUUGAUGAUGUCGAUGAGACGAUGCGAUCGGCGGCAGCGGCGACGGCGGCCGCCGCCGCCGCUGCCGCGAAAGCAGCGAAGGCGUCGAGCAGCGUGCGCAAGGAUGAUGAGUCGGGUUCGGGAAGCGACGACGACAUCACCGAUUCGGACGAGGAUGUUGAGGAUAGUGGGCAUCCGAAGACGAAAAAGGUGGACAAGGUCCCAAAAAUGGUUCUUGUUGAAAUUGAUGGGGUCCGAAUGCUCUACCCAUCGAAACUGAUUUGUCUCACACUGGAAGACGAUCGGCAUGUUUGGGAAGCGCUUGGCUAUCGAAUUAAUACGGUGCCAGAGGAGUUGAUAGUGCAAGGCCGCCGACCUCGAAAUCGAUUCGUAGUGAACCAGUCGAGCUCGCUGAUCCCGCUUCAAGGCGUUUAUCAGUACACGCUGGCCGAGCCGCACGAGGUCAUUCGGCAGGUGCGACCGCGUCCGAUCGGCGGAUUCGCGCAACCGUUUCCGCCGAUCGAUGAGCGAUUCUGCCGUUGGCGAUUCUAUCAGCCGUAUGGGUUGAAGUGCACGAGUUGCGCCGGUUUCGGCAACGGAUGCGAUGUGUGCCGAACGUCGCUGGUUCGAAUGGUGUCGAAAAAGCCGGCACUUCUUUGCGGCGAUGCGAAUGAGACGCUCUAUUCGAACAUUAAUCUCAAAUUUUUGCGCAAACCCGAACGAUCGGCGUACCAUCGAGCGCAGAAUCAGACGGGUUCGAGAGCGAUGCGAUUGCGAGGCAAUUUUGGAAUAUUGCGGCGAGCGCUGACGUCGGGUUUGGACAAGACGCGAUUGAGACGGGAAAAACGAAAAAAGUGCCUUCCCGAGCCGCCGCAUCCGAUCAAAACGGUGCCGAAGAAAUUGACGAGGCCAAUUCGAAGGAUAGUAUCGCCGGUUUAUGGGGUGUCGGUGAACGAGGAGGGCAAAAAGGUGGUGGCGGCGAUUCGCGAACGAUCUGAUGACGAUCCGUGGCUUAUCAAUGAUGAGAAGCCGCCGAAAUGGUUGAAGUUCAAUCGAAGCGAUAUUGUGACGAGUGUGAGUUGCGAGGAAGACGUGGUAACGAAAUUCUGGGAUUCGGAUUCCGAGCCGGAAUACGAUGAGAAGCCGCCAUCACCUUAUACGCCUGUCAACGCGCUCUCGCCGUGCGAUAAUUGCGAUUGGCCGGCGUAUCCUGCCGAUGAGAUUCGGGAAGAGACGUUCAACACGAUUUUCCAGCCGCCACCAAAUCGUACGCCGCCGCCGACGAGUAAUCGUCAAGAGAAGACGGAAUUGUAUGAUUGCUUCUAUGAUCCGACUCUGGAAGCGAUGAGAAUCAAACCGGAGCCACUACCAGGACAAACUGGACGGUGGAAGGUGAAGAAGGUGUCGAAGGGCCAGCGCAAUCAUCAGAUUGUGUUCCAUCCGGUGAGGUUUGGACGAUUCGCGAGGCGAAAGCGAAAGAAGAAGAAGAUGAAAGUGAAAGUGAAGAUGACGCCGAAGCAGCAGGAGAAGAUGAAGGAGCUGAAAGAGCUGGCGAAGACGGCGAAGGGCAAAGAGGCGAGGAAGGUGAAGAAGCGGCUUGUGUUGUUGAGGAAGCGCAUGCUUCGACAGACGCCGAGAAGGUACAUUUUGAAGAGGCUGAGGAAGAUUGAGGAGCUUCAUAUGAGAAAGAUGAAGGCUGGAAAGGCGCCUGAACUGGUGGCGAAGGAGCUGAAUGCGAUUAGGGACCUUCCCGCGCAUGGAAGACGAUUCUGGAAUCGGAAGCCGAAGCCGAAACCGAUUCGUCUCACCACCAUCAGCGAGUUGGAGGCGCUCGAUAUCAAUUUGAUGUCGGAGCGACUCGGCGAGACGGCAAAAUGUCCAAUUCCAUGUUAUACGGGUCUCAUUUCGCCGCAAUAUCCGCAAUCGCCGUCGCCUUCGAAAUAUCAGGAAUCGGAUGAUGACGAGGCGGACCGGGCGAAGGGUCUCGGCGAGGGCACGUCGGCGAGCUUUUUGAACGGCGAGGCGAUGGACGCGGAGCCGGUCGGACAUGACGGAUUGUUGUCGCCGCCGGCGAGCAACGAGAUGCAGCGCGGCGGACCGCUGUCGUACUCGAGGGGACCACCUUCUGUUGAGCUUCAAGGGAUGAAUCAGAUCUAUCCGACGCCGCCAUCGGUGCAAAUGAUGUUGGGCGAUCAUCAACUUCAUUCGCCGAUUCUUCCCGGUAAGAAUGUGAAGAAUCAGAUGCCGGUGAUUGUCGAAGAGAAGAAGCCGAUGAGGAAGGCGACGCGAAAACCGGCGAAGCCGGCUGUCGUCGUUGACGCCAAUUCGGACGAUGAAGCGGAAAAUGUCAAGAUUAUUCGGAAUAGGCUUAAAGAUGCGAAAGUGAACAAGCUUUUUGAUAUGCUCAAGAAGGGAACGCUUGGAAGGCCGCCGCGAAAAAUCAAGAUUCCACUGUCGGAGCGAUUCGCGAUUGAGAAUAAGUUGCCGGAGAAGAAGUGGGGCAAAAUCUAUGCGAGAAUGAAUCAUGUGAUGUUCGAGCAUCCGCCGCCGGACUCGUUUGGCAAGCUGAUUUGUACGACGACGCCGGCGCCACCACCGCCGCCACCUCCGCCACCUCCGCCACCGCCACCACCGCCACAGACGUCGUAUCCACAAGUGCAGUAUCAUUUCGGAUACACGCAGCCGCACAACCCGCAUCCCGGGAAUAGUGGUCCGAUGAUGGCGGUGGGACCUGGAAUGCCGUCGCCGUAUGUAGGAAACAUGAGGCCGAGCUCGGUUCAGCAGCUGAACAAUUUUGUGAAUCAGCCGAGAUUCGGCGCGCCGUCCACUAGCGGCUAUCAGAUGAUGGCGAGAGCGUCGACGAUGCCAUAUCCGAUGAUGCCGACGCUUCAGCAGAUUCAGCAGCAGCAGCAACAACAACAACAGCUGCCGCUGAUGUCGCAGAAUCAGACGAUCAGCGGAAUGAUGCAGCACUAUAAGCCGAGAGAGCCGCAGAUUCUCGAGGGCGAGAGUGUUGUGAUCUCGAUCGUGAUGUCGGACACGAUUCUCGAUUUGCACUUUGACACCACAAUGGAUUCGUGUCCGAUUUGCGCGUGCACUGUCUCGAUUCGAUCGCGUGAGCUUGGAUUGUACAUCACGCCGCACGAUGAGCUGCGCGGGCAUAACGCGAUGAUGCGCGAGCAGAACAUUGGCUAUUGGAGCGGAUUCCAUUCGAACAACGCCGGACCGUGUACGUGCGGCUUCAGCGCGAUUCGCCAUCGCUAUUUGUCGUUCUGCUCGGGACUGUUUCCGGAAGACUCGACGGAAGCGACGGCGUUGGUGAACUCGGUCGCCACCGUCACACCGCAAAUCGAUCUUGGCAAUGGCGAUUUGGAAGCGUCGAAAACGAUGUCGUGGUUCGAUCCCUACUCGCAAUCGGAUUUGGCGGUUCUCGAUCAGAUUCGGCAUCUCUCGCAGACGCACAGCUAUGGAAAAGCGGUGGCGCAAGUGGCGUCGGUCGCGGAGCUGGCGAAUCGAGCCGCCAACGCCGUCGAGAUUGGAAUGGAUGUGUCGUCGUCAUCGGAAUACGUUAUAUCGCACGUCGAUUCGGUCGAGCUUCUGCUCAUCGGCAAUUCGGCAAUUGACAUGUCGAUGCGAUCGAUGAAGUCGUCGAGGAAUCAGACGGCGUCGGCGCAGAAGUUCCUCACCUACUUUCAUCCGUGGGGAUUGCAGACGGCGAACGAGAUUCGCGAUCCGCACGUCAGCGAGCUGAAGGCGAUCAUGAACGCGGUGACGCCGUCGUUGGAAGCGGCAAUCAAGAAGGCGAGGAAUAUCACGCAGCAGACGACGAAUGGGAUUAUUGAAGGGCCGCUGACUUGGAAGAAGUUUGUCGCGAAGACGCUGAAGAAUCGAUUGAAUCCGCAGCAGGUUCAGGAGGAUGAUUCAGCUUGUGCUGAAGCGGUCCCUGCCGUUAUGGUGGCCACGCCGACGGAAGCGAUCCGUGCGGCGCCGAUGAUCCGGCCACUUUAUAAUCAUGCUCAAUUGGCACCGAUUGAUCAGCCGAAGGAUGUGAUGUACAUCACGGUGAUUCCGGACGAUGACGUCGUCUUUGAGAAGUGCAGCAUGUUUCUCGAUUAUUUGUCGCGAAGCUAUGAGAAGAUGCGAUUCGGACGGCAUAUACCGUUUCCGGUGACGACGAAGACGGCGAAUCCGAACGCGGCGAAAAUUCAGCGUCAACGCAAAAAGGCGAAAGUGAUGAAGCACGAGAAGAUUGAGACGAUGGGCGCGAUUGGCGAUGACGUCGAGCCGCCGUGUCUGCCGAAGCGCAAAGAGCAAUUGUACAAUUUGGCGAGCAAUCCGACGAUGCGAGCCGACGAGUUCUACAAUCGCGAAGGGAUUCUGAGGGUUCGCGGCGCGGCAAGACCGACGGGCAAAUUCUCGGGACCCUAUGCGGCGACGUCGGCCGAAUUCGCGAACAUGACGAAACACAUCAACGAUUCGACGGGAUUUCUGACGCGCCUCAAAAUGUACCUACAGCAGCUCGAGGAUAUGGUGACGACGGCGCUUGUCGAAAACGACGCGGCGUUCCAACGACACGGCUAUCGAUAUCAGAUUGCGGUGGAAGCGCGUCUCAAGAAAGAGCGCGAGGCGGCGGCGAAGGAGAAGCUCGCCAAUUUGCCGAACGCGCCGAGCGCAUCGAACGCGAACACGAGCACCUCGAGCGGCGGAAAUAAUACGUCGACGAGCAGUGGCACGAUGGAAGCGGCGACGAGUUCGACGACGUCGGCGUCGCAUGCUACCGAGUCGGCAGCAAGACCUCAACAGCAGCAGCAACAAGCCGAUGGCAAUCAGGUGCCGUCGCCAAUUCCAGCGGGAAUGGUUCAUAUUCCGGAGACUUUGCCUGAGAACGAGCGAAACCUGCAGCCGUCGCUCACCGAACUCCUCUCGGAGCCGUCAUCGCUGAUGACGGGCGCGGCGAAUAUUCAGUGGACUCAGAGGGAGACGCUGGUGCCGAAUCCGUUUCCGACGUCGACUCAGCCGCCGGUUGAUUACGACGAGAUUGGCGGCAAAGAGAAGGAUGAUCCCGCCACUCUUCCUCAUGUGAUCGUUAUUUAUAUGGCGAAUCCGUUCACUUGGGGAAAUGAUCAUCAGACGGCGCUUCAUAUGCGCGUCGCGAUUCUUUCAUUCAUUCGAGCGUUCACGUCGAUUCUCGAACGUUUGCCGGUCGAGAAGCGAAUUCGAAUGCAGAUGGAGAUCAUUGGACUCGAUCAGAUGGAGGAUGUGAUUCUGGCGGCGCCGGAUUAUUUGAACGAUCCAAAGAUUCCGAUGGACUUGAUGGCGAAGAAUGGAAAUAGCAAUUUUGUGAAGUUUGAAGAACGCGAACGCAUUCCGGGCUCGAUGCUAUAUGAGACGGUAAAAUCGCUGGCGAUUGCAGUCUACACACAUCCGAGGGUGUUUCUGCCGCAAGCUUAUAAGCUUGUCCAACCGCGAUGUAUGACGGCAUUCGGGCCGGGCAGCGAUUUGCUGCGAACGAUCGACGAGUUCGAGGCGAUCAACGCGAAACAAUUCGAGAUGAUGUCGCUUCGCGGCAAGGGCAUCAUUCGCGGCAACAUCAUGAUGCCGGGAAUGAUGCCGCCGCAGCCGGUCAACACGUGCUACGCGUUCAAAGUGCCGUCGAAUUUGAUGUAUUUGGCGAACUCGCCGGCGCUCUAUUCCACCGAUUCCGACAAGGUGGUGAUCGCGAACAACGACGAGCAGGUGCUGUUUGUCUCCUAUUGUCUCGUUGGCGCCGAUUUUCUCGUGGCGACGGUGACUGACGGACAAGGAAGGCUCAUCGAUAAUUGUGUGGUGAACAUGAAGGCGAAACACGAGCCGCAUCACUUGUUCCGUUAUCGUGAGCGAACGCAAAUUUUGCACGCGAUGGGACGCCUAUGGUCGUUCAUUCUCGGCGUGUUGGCGUCGGACGUGAAGAGUUGGCGAUUGGUGAUUGGGCGCGUCGGACGCAUCGGACACGGCGAAUUCCGCGCGUGGGCGCAUCUGCUCAACAAGACGUCGCUUUUGAAGUACUCGUCGCGAUUGAAGGACAUUUGUCGCGCUUGCAAUCAGAUGCCCGGAAUCGUCGGAACCCCGUCGAUCCUAUCGGCUUGUCUGGUGUCGCUCGAACCCGAGCCGCAUUUGAGAGUGUUUCCCGAUUUUUUCGAGACGGAUGCUCAAGCAAAUAAGAAGGCGCGACAACUGAUGACGCCCGAUGAUGUAUCUUGUACUCAUAUUAUCACCUUCCCGGUUGGAGCUGAGAUUAAUUACGAGAAUCAGGAUCAGAGCGCUGAUCAGAAGGCGGAUGAGAAUUGGGAGUUUGGCAAUUUGGAUAUUAUGGGCGAUCUUGACGACGGCGAUUCGGAGAUUGUCAAAGACAUCGGACUCACCGAGACGGGCACGAGCUCGUCGCAACGGCCGACGGGAAUUGCGGCGUUCUUUUCCGAUGAGUACGCGAACAUUGAUUAUCAGAAUCAGCCGCUCGCGUCGGGAUUCUACAUAUCGACGUCGCCGGCGCCGGAGUUGCCCGAUUGGUUUUGGGCGAGUUGUCCAUCGGCGAAGCGAAGUAUUCCGGUGCAUUUGCGAUCGUCGCUGCAUAUUAACAUCACUGACGUCAAGAGCGACGACCUUCCAAUGGAAACGAACACCAAAGAGAAGGAGUACGUGCAUCCGCUCGAAGCGCAUCACACCGAAGAAGUGCUCCGACAUGUGCUCGAGUCCUACAACGCGCUAUCGUGGCUCAAUAUUGAUCAGAGCACUGGCGAGCGGUUCAGUUGUCUUCCGAUUCACGUUCAGCACUUGAUGAGACUCUAUCAUAGCGAUAUUGCGAAAAUAUGUGAGCGAAAUCAUUCGGCGGUGAUGCAAAUCGACGAGAUCUUCUCGAUUGGUCACUCGAUUGUGUCGCUUGUUGGGUGCGGAUUCAACACCCUGUUGGCGUAUUUGGCGAUAUUCCAUACGCCGAAAAUCAUCAAGACCUACUCGUUGUUGGUCAUCAAUUUUGCACUUCUCGACUUCUCCACGUGCCUCGCCGAUUUUUUCACGCAGCCGCGAAUCAUUCCGAUCGGCGUCACACUCGGCUUCACGUCGAUGGGACCAUGCCGACACGUUGGCACUUGGUAUUGUUUCGCCGGGUACGGCGUUUUGAUUCACGCGUUGACGCAUUUAAUGUGGUCCCUGCUGUUAUCGUUCUCCUAUCGGUUUUACGUUUUGAAUCAUCGCGCGCCGUCACGGCGAAUCCUCGCCGCUGUCAUCAUUAUGGUUUAUAUUCCGUCUUUUGUGCAAUUGCUAAUUUUCCCGUUGGCCUACGACGACGCCGGCGAUGUUCGUCGGAUUCUCGUCGCGCGUCUACCGAACUACAAUUUCACGAAUCAAUGCGUCUACGGAACGCUGUCGGUGUUGAAUUUCGCCACAAUGUACGCGAUAUUGCACAUCACAUUGCCGAUUGUGCCCGCCUAUUGCAUUAUUCUGCAUUUGCGACGCAAAAUCAUUGAGCAAGUCUCGUUCAAAGGCGUCCAGAAGAACUCGAAUUCGCGCAAAUUGCAAUCGCAGCUUCUCAUGACGUUGACCUACCAGGCGAUUCUGCCCCUAUUCUAUUUCAUUCCGGUGGUGAUCUACGUCGCCGGCCAACUCGACCUCCUCCACAACCCGCUAUUGGACUAUCUCACGUUCAGUUUGGUCAUCAUGAUACCCGUGCUGUCGCCGCUCGGCUCAUUCGUCUACAUCGGACCAUAUCGGCGAAAAUUGUUGGGCAACUUUCGGAUGGUCCUUCGACGCGUCAGCGAUCCGAGUUCCGAUCCGUACGCGAUGGAAAAAUCCAAGAACGAGAAGACGCCUAACGGAUGA
Messenger RNA from Caenorhabditis bovis, 8706 nucleotides. Lineage: Eukaryota; Metazoa; Nematoda; Chromadorea; Rhabditida; Rhabditidae. The record is from the annotation of a GenBank genome assembly.